This is a messenger RNA of Orbicella faveolata, 1361 nucleotides long. Its product is annotated as 3-oxo-5-alpha-steroid 4-dehydrogenase 1-like. Gene Ontology annotation, cellular component: membrane. Gene Ontology annotation, biological process: steroid biosynthetic process. The record is from RefSeq and is a predicted model, not a curated record. Lineage: Eukaryota; Metazoa; Cnidaria; Anthozoa; Scleractinia; Merulinidae. Gene Ontology annotation, molecular function: 3-oxo-5-alpha-steroid 4-dehydrogenase activity.
CCUUGGGAUUUUCGCCACGACCGCUAUUACGCAAGAUAACUUUUCACAGGCGGGAGCUUGGGGAGCAUGUGCAGACACUUCUUUUGUCGCGAGGAAACAUGGAGUUUGCUGUCGCCUUUCUUCAAACACUUGAUGAGCUCCAAUUCAUCAACAUUUUGUCAUGGGCAAUCAUAUUGCUAGCAUUUAUCGUUGAAAUAUGUUUGAUUUUUCUAAAAGCCGACUAUGGACGUUAUUUUAGGUCGAAUUCAUGGCAAAACUGGUUGUCUGCAGCGGACGCAAGGCUCGCUUGGUUUGUGCAAGAACUUCCUGCCUUUGUGAUACCUUGUGCGUUGCUCUUUUACGCUCGCAAAGAUACUUUGGGAUUGACUCCUAAUACAAUACUCCUUUCGUUAUUUGUUUUGCAUUAUAGUCACAGGUCACUUAUUUAUCCCUGGCUGAUCACAGGAGGAAAGCCAACUCCAGUAUUCCUGGCAUCUUUAGCAUUUUCAUUUUGCGCAAUAAAUGGAUACAUACAGGCAAGAUAUUUGACAAGAUAUGCUUAUUAUGAGAUGUCUUGGCUGACAAAUCCGUGUUUUGUUGUUGGUGUAUUAUCCUUCUUCACUGGAAUGGCCAUUAAUAUUCACUCAGAUCAUAUUCUACGCAGUUUGAGAAAACCUGGCGAAACUGGCUAUAAGAUUCCAAGAGGUGGUAUGUUCACUUAUGUGUCCGGAGCUAAUUUUUUGGGUGAAAUUGUUGAAUGGAGUGGGUUUGCAUUAGCCUGCUGGUCGAUUCCUGGCUUAGCUUUCCUCUUUUUUACUCUUUUUAAUAUUGGUCCAAGAGCAAUUCAACACCACAAUUGGUAUCUUCAGAAGUUUGAAGAUUAUCCAAAGUCUCGUAAAGCUCUGAUUCCAUUUGUCCUAUAACAAAGAGCAAAAAAACAACGCAUUCCAAUAAUAUAUUAGGUUCUGUCUUGACCUUUUUUCAGAUUUCCUCUUUAUUUAGGUGAAUCAUCUUCUGUUAUUUCUUCUCCUUUUUAUUGGCAGCAUUAAUUUAGUAAAUUCAGCAGUAUCGAUAAGUUUUAUGCUCUUCUCUUUUUCUUUUUUGGACCUUAAAUACAAAAGAAAGACGGUGUUGCCAUCGCCUUUCCAACGAAACUAGUCAGUCAAGCUCGUUAAUUGCCUCUGUUGUGAGCCAAUGUUAUGAGGGUUUUUUUUGGUAACUUUAUUUUUGCCUUUAUUGUUCGAAUGUUCAAUGUAUACUGUCUUAAUCAGUAUUUUCUGGAUAGUGGGGGAUAAUAUAUAUUUCAUGUGAAUAACCAAUUACUUGUACAAUUGAAGAAUAAAGUGUGAAGAUUAGUCAGGUUUGUCAAUAAGACUGGACUA